This is a messenger RNA of Microstroma glucosiphilum, 1670 nucleotides long. Its product is annotated as nicotinate phosphoribosyltransferase. NCBI's taxonomy places the organism in Eukaryota, Fungi, Basidiomycota, Exobasidiomycetes, Microstromatales, Microstromataceae. The record is from RefSeq and is a predicted model, not a curated record. The transcript is spliced from 4 exons. Gene Ontology annotation, biological process: NAD+ biosynthetic process. Bases 81 to 1502 code for a protein of 473 amino acids. Gene Ontology annotation, molecular function: nicotinate phosphoribosyltransferase activity.
CCACCAUCAUAUCUCCCAUACACUGUUAUCGUCCUGUCCUCUCACCAAACACCCCCCCUCCCCCUCUCGCGAAGCCCACCAUGCCCGUUGCAAAGGGGGCAUCGGGCGAGGACAUUCGUCCUGUCCGAUCGAUAUUGGAUAGUGACCUGUACAAGUUCACGAUGCAGCAGGCCAUCUUGUACUCUCCUGUCGAGGACCCCUCAGUCUCCUAUCAGUUCACAAACCGGUCCAAGAACAUGACUUUCACCCGAAAAGCUUAUGAGCAGAUACAUCUUGAAGUCAAAGGCCUUGCGUCCCUUUCACUUUCUGCUGAAGAGAGAAUGUGGCUAGAGAAGAAGUGCCCCUACUUUAGAAAGGAGUACCUCGACUGGCUCUCUGCCUUUCGCUUCAGGCCCGAGGAACAAGUUCUACUGCGAUUCAACUCUCUGAAGGAAGGAUCGGGAAGCGACGAGAUCGGAGAGCUGGAGAUUGAAGUCAAGGGUAUCUGGUCAGAGGUGAUUCUUUACGAGGUGCCGCUCAUGAGCAUCGUAUCGGAGACUUACUUCCGCACGAUCGACACAAAGUGGGAUAUGCAAGGACAGCGGGCUCUGGCCAAGGAUAAAGCUCGGCGUCUUACGCAGGCAGGAAUCCUCUACUCGGAGUUUGGCUCGCGCAGACGGCGCUCCUACGAGUCUCAUCGCCUCUGCAUCGAGGGUCUUCUAGCAGGCGAGAAGGAGGCUCUGGCGUCUCAUGGCGGGUCUGUUGGCCCCGGCAAGCUGCUCGGUACAUCCAACGUCCACUUUGCUCAGAUGUUCGAUCUUACACCGAUCGGUACCGUUGCCCACGAAUGGACCAUGGCGAUCGCUGCUCUGGAAGGCUACGAUUAUGCCAAUCUCCGAGCCCUUCAAUACUGGGAGUCAGUCUACUGCCCUCCGGCAUUUCAGCCCCAGUCACCGGCUGACGACCUAACCAUCGCGCUCACCGAUACAUUCUCGUCGAAAGUCUUCUUCAAGGAUCUGCUGGAAACGCCUGAAGGACGGGAGAUAGGCAAGAGGUGGCGAGGGCUCAGACAAGACAGUGGUGAUAGCAAAGUCUUUGCGAGGAAAGCAGUCGAGGUCUACAAAAGUCUUGGGAUCGAUCCGAAGAAGAAGGUUGUAAUCUACUCUGAUGGACUGCAUGUCGAGAAGUGCAUUGAAUUGGCAGAAUACUCGAAAGAGGUUGGCAUAGGGGCAGGUUUCGGUGUUGGCACCAACUUCACGAACGACUUCCGGGUCGCAGAUGACCCCUCCCCCCGAGCUGAUCCAGAUGCCACGCCACGGUCUGGCGGAGUAUCGAAGCCACUCAACAUCGUCAUCAAGAUCUCAAGAGUCAAGGGUGUACCUGCGGUCAAGAUCAGCGAUGAAUUGACGAAGAACACCGGCGACAAAGAGGAGAUUCGGCUGGUGAAGGAACGCUUCCACCUCGAAGAAUCAGAGGCCUCUACAGCCUCUACAGCUGGUGGCUCUUCAUCAGCAACAUCCUAGGCGAGAGACUAGAGUUGGGCGAUCCUUUUUCGUCAUGGCCUUCGGUCCUCAACACAGUCUGGGCACUGGAUCCCCCACCUCACAUCACGACAGCCUCGCCAUAUCCGUCCAGCUCGUCUCCCUUCGUUUCGCCUACCGCCCUGGAAGGCGGCACAGGACCGGCUGGAA